UACAAUAGCUUUUUUCUUAAAAGUAUAUAUUAAAUUUGAUGUGGGAUUACCAGUACUGUUUAGCUUGUCUUUGUCUCCUUCUGAAAUUCCUUCUCUCUAAUGUAUAUUUUAAAAUAAUUGAUGACUCUUGUCUUUUUUUCACUAUCAUUCCUCUUUUGCCCAAAAUAAAUGGCCUCAUCCCUUGUAACAAAAAAUAGAAGCAUUCAAGACAAAUCUAUUUGUUAUAUCUGAAAAUGAUGCCAUAUUCAGCCCUCUAGAGCUCUCUGCUAAAUGGUGGAAAUCAUGAUUCACCAGUCUUCUACAGUCAUGAUUGGUCUUUGCAUUGAUCACUUUUUUCACAGAUAUUUUCCUUUAUAAUAUAAUUAGCCAUUAAAAUAGUUUUCUUGGCAUAUUCACUUUAUUCUUUUAAAUCUUUGGAUUUUCCUGAAUCUGCCUCUUAAAUUUCUUAUAAAGUAGUAAUAUUGUAUCAUAUACCAUAGUUUGUUCAAUCGUGCCCUAAUUGAUGAGCACCCAGUUUGUUUUCAUUUCUUCUCUAGAAUAAAAAAGGACUGCUGCAAAAUUUUUGUUCCCAAGAAUCUUCUCUCUCAAAGGAGUACAAAGAACCUAUACAGGGCCAUCUCAAAGACUGGAAUGAUAAGUACAGACAUGCCAAGAAUUUGGUGGGAUAGUAAAUAUUUAUGUUUGGGGGAGGGGGGAGAGAGAGAGAGAGGUCUGGCAUUGGGAUUUCGUUAAUGUGGGCAUCUAUCUCUCUGUAUAAAUGUUCCCUCCACCACCUGUAAACUCUCCUUUAUUUCAGAGAAUUGCCUGGGGCACUGAGAGCUUAAGUGACCUAAACAUGACUGAACAUUAAAGCCUGCAUAUUUUAAAACUUGAAUUCAGGUGUUCUUGACCUCAAGUUCAAACUUAUAUCCAUUGUGAUAUUUUGAAUUAAUAUUAGUAAAUUUAUUUCCCAAAUUGUCUUAUAUAUUUACUUUUACUAUAAAUAUCAGCAGGUUUUUUUAUGGAACUAGAUGAAUAAUGAUGUAUAAGGAAAAACAAUUGGGUCACAUUAUCUUUGUUUCCUCAUAAGAAUAGCUAAAAAAGUAUAUCUCACAGAAAUAGGGAAUUUUUAAAUCUAGAAGAGCUUAAAGGACAUUUAGUCUUAAUUCCUUUACUAUAUAAAUGAAGCUCUUGAAGACCAAAGAUUAAAUAACUUGCCAAGGCCCCACAAUUAGUUUUAAUGACUGAAUUGGAACUAUACUCUGUUAGAAUAGUCUGUUGUAUGUCCCAGAUAAUCUCUGCGUCAAGGGCAUUUAUUUCGAAGGUGGUUGGAUUGCUCAUGCUUUGAAAAACUACUGAGGAAAAUGAGGAAAAACUACUAAUUCAGAUUUCCACUAUAGAUUUUAUAUUUGGCUAAAAAUAUAAAAAUCACCAAAGUUCAUUUAUAAAAACUUAAAAGCAGAGCCACUACAUUACCCAGACAAAUUUCUAUCAAAAUUGUGAGGUGACUUUUGGUAGGAGGACAUAGAAGGGGAGGGUACCUAUUUUGCAAAAUAAAAUACAAUUAGAGCUUUUGUGCUAGAAGAGUAAGAGAUUUCUCCUCAUUUCAUUUUAUUUCUUGUCUAAUACUCUGAUCAGUCGUCAUAUGAAAAGAAACAAGAGAGUCUAGAAGUAGAGGGAUGCUUUAUAACACCUCCCUGCAUUUUCUAAUACUGUAAUAAAAACCACCCAUAUUCUGACCAAAUAACUUUAAAAUGACUUUAAAUAUGAAUUCUCAACCACAUAACCAAAGGAUACCUAAAAAGUUUCUUAGAGAUAACAUAAAUUAACUUACCUCAAGGAAAGUUCAAAUUCAAACAUAAGUCUUGCCUCAGAAUCAAAGAUUCUGUGUUAUAUUUGUGUGACUAUGCUCAAAUAUACAUGAAUAAAGUGGGUUGUUUUUUUUGUUUUUUGUUUUUUGUUUUAACAUUUUCUGCUUGAAUUUGUAGAGGCACUUAAAUAAUGUUCAGGGAUUCCUUCAGCAUCAUAGCUUUUGUUUAAUUAAAUUUACAAGUACCUAUAUGAAGAAUUAGUCUGGAAAUAUUAGUUCUUGGAUUUUGUCAUAUUUGUGUUUUUCUUAUCUAACUCAGGCCAGUAUUAAAGAAUUCUAAAACUAAAUGUUAUUCAUUUUAAUUCAAGAAAAGGAAAGCACUUUUAAGAAAAGGCUGGGAAAUCAGACAGUGAAUGUCCCCUCUCUGAAAAUCACUUAUGGAAUUAUUGACACUGGAGAAAAAAGGCAGAUACACAUUUCAUUGGCAAAAAGAUGGCGUUUUCUGACUUCUUUCUACAAGAUUUGACUUCUUUAUUCAUUGAUAGAUGGGUAACAACAAUGAUGUUCAUCUUUGAAAAGUGUCAUUUCCACCCCUUUCCUCUGGUGGGAGUCAGGAGGCUAGGAGAAAACCAAGACUUACUGACUUGUCUGUCAUCGGACAGUGAGUUUCAUGGAGGUGAGAUUUAGACCUGAGGACUUCAGAAUUUCCACUUCCAUGUUUUAAUUGGCAUGAAUCAAAUGACAUACAGUACAUACUGAUGUUUGUCAUUUGGUUGACAAUUUACAGAAAGUUAGCUCUGGAACUUGAUGGGUGACAACCCUCUCCGCCCAAAAGAUAAUUUUAAAAUGGCUGAACUAUUUAUGGAGUGUGAAGAAGAAGAGCUGGAACCAUGGCAGAAGAAAGUAAAAGAAGUUGAGGAUGAUGAUGACGACGAUGAUGAUGAUGAUGAUGAGCCAAUCUUUGUUGGGGAGAUUGCAAGUUCAAAACCAGCCAUUUCAAAUAUUUUGAACAGAGUCAACCCCAGCUCAUCAUCAAGAGGAAUACAGAAUGGUGCCACCAAUAGAGGUGCUGUUAGUUCAUUCAAGCCAACCAGUCAACACUACAUGACUCCAACAUCAAAUACUGUGGCAGCUUCAUCAGUUUUUCAGUCUAUAUCAAGAUCUACAGCUAGUUCUGUUGCUCAGCCGCUGUCUAAAUCUGGUUACAUAAUGAACUCAUCACAAGUUGUACCUAAUAAUUCUUCAGGGUUACUGUUUGACUUGAGACAAAACACAGGAAUACCUCAGUACCAGGGAGCAGCAGCGCGCUCUUUAACAGGUCUGAAUGAAAGUACCUUUGUAACGAAACGUCUCUCUACUUCUGAAGUAAACAGUGUAACUUCAAAGAAACCCAAGUCUAAUGAAGAUAUUGCUGGAACCCAUCCCUCAUCUCCCUUCUCUUCAGUGAAAUCACCAUCACAGAAUACACCUUCAAAAGGUACAAUUACUUCUACUAAAAAUGGACCACCUUUCCCAAGAGCUUGUCCAAAGUGUAAUAUCCAUUUUAAUCUAUUGGAUCCUUUAAAAAAUCACAUGAAGUAUUGUUGUCCAGAAAGGAUAAAUAACUUCUUUUGGGGAUCUAAUAAAGCAGAAUUCUCAAGUGCUGCAAAUAAAAAUAAAAUUGCUGAUGCGGAUAAAGGAAAACUGAUUAUGUUAGUUAAUGAUUUCUAUUAUGGGAAACAUGAAGGAGAUAACCUACAAGAACAGAAGACUCACACAACCUUUAAAUGCUUCAGUUGCCUGAAAAUACUUAAAAAUAACAUUAGGUUUAUGAACCACAUGAAACACCAUUUGGAACUUGAGAAACAGAGCAGUGAAAGCUGGGAAAACCAUACGACUUGUCAACAUUGCUAUCGUCAAUUUCCCACACCUUUUCAGCUGCAAUGUCACAUUGAAAGUACACAUACCCCCCAUGAGUUUUCUACUAUUUGUAAAAUCUGUGAGUUAUCAUUUGAAACAGAGCAAGUUCUUUUACAACAUAUGAAGGACAAUCAUAAACCUGGUGAAAUGCCAUAUUUUUGUCAGGUGUGUAAUUAUAGAUCAUCAUCAUUUUCUGAUGUAGAAACACAUUUUAGAACUUCUCAUGAAAAUACUAAGAACUUGCUUUGUCCAUUUUGCCUCAAAGUUAUUAAACUUGCAACACCAUACAUGCACCAUUAUAUGAAGCAUCAGAAAAAAGGAAUAUAUCGUUGUACGAAGUGCCGACUACAAUUUUUGACUUGCAAAGAGAAAAUGGAUCAUAAAACUCAACACCGAACAUUUAAAAAACCUAAACAAUUGGAAGGAUUGCCUCCUGGGACAAAAGUCACUAUUCGAGCUUCAGUUGGACCUCUUCAGGCAGGAGCAUCAACUGCACCUUCCAUUAGUGCAAGCACUUCUACUCUUCAGUUGUCUCCUCCAAGGACUAAAAAUACAACUGCAAAAAGUACAGCUGCAAAAAACACAACUGCAAAAAGUACCACUGCAAAAAACACUACAAGAACUACUGCAACAAAAUCCAAAUCCAAAUCUAAAACAUAUCAUGUGCAAAAGAAGCCAGGCCCUGGUGGCACAAAAAGAAAUAAAGUCAAUACAGCAUUACGGAAUUUAAGGUAUCGUCGAGGAGUUCACAAGUGCAUUGAGUGUUAUUCGGAAAUAAAAGAUUUUGCAAACCAUUUUCCUACAUAUGUCCACUGUAGUUUAUGCAGAUACAACACUAGCUGUAGUAAAGCCUAUGUAAAUCACAUGAUGAGCUUUCACAGCGCCCGUGCAAGUAAAAGAUUUUGCAUUUUUAAGAAGCAUUCAGAAGACUUGAGGGGCAUCACUGUAGUGUGCCUUAAUUGUGAUUUCCUAACUGAUGUUUCUGGUGUAGAUAAUAUGGCCACACAUUUAAGUGAAAGUGACACUCACACAUGCCAAAUUAUUAAAGAAAAUAUGCCUGUUUCUGUCUCAAAUUCUGAACAACUUCCAGAGUUAAAGAAUGAAAUAAUCACUAUGGAAAAAGAAGCUACACCUGAGAAAAAUUCAAGACCUAAUAUGUCUGAAGGAAAAACAGAAACAUCAACUUCUGAAAGCAAACAAGAAAAUGCUUCUUCAGAGGAAGCCAAAAAAGAAUGUGAUGUAAAUCCAUGUAAAGGCUCAUCAGCAAUAAAGAAUGAAGAAAGUACAGCAAUUUUAACUAUGAAAAAUGACCCCAACCUAGUAGCCCAGGAUAGGGGCUCAAGGAAUUCCUUCAGUUCUGUUUCAGAUAAUAAUGAUGUCAUAGAGGUGAUGGAAGAACAACAAAAAAACACUGAUAGCAAAACUGAAUUGAAGAUGUGCCAAAGUUCAGAGAAUGUAAUUUUAAAUGAUCAAACUAACAGCUCCAAUGAAGCUAAGCCUUUUUCACGGAAUACUAAAAAUUUGAAAUUGACAUCAAAUGAUGUUAGCUUUGAGCAGUUUUUGAGAAAAAGAGAUGAACCUGAAUCUAUUAGUUCUGAUGUUAGUGAGCAAGGCAGUAUUCAUUUGGAACCUUUGACGCCAUCUGAGGUGCUUGAGCAUGAAGCCACCGAAAUUCUUCAGAAAGGUAGCAUUGAAUCUUCAGCUGAGGAAGCUGGAGUAGUUUCUGAGCAAACAGAUGACAUUUCUAGAGAAAACAGUCCUAGUACAACAGAAACAACUGUAAAUCUGACAGAUGAAAAGGAAACAAGUUGAAAUGCAAUCAGACACUCAUUCUAAGUUUUCAUUAAAAAAAUAACAACAGUAAUAAUGGUAAAGAACAUCUUGGACCAUUCCUACUGGGUGUGCUCAGUGACACUUUUGGAAAUAGAAAAAAGUGUAAGGAUAGGUUAUACAUACAUUGUAUGUGUGUGUUAAGCCUAUUACUAAAGUAGUCAAUUUGCCAUUCAUAGCACAAU
Messenger RNA from Sarcophilus harrisii (Tasmanian devil), 5703 nucleotides. It is a transcript of the gene ZNF280D, whose product is annotated as zinc finger protein 280D. The transcript is spliced from 22 exons. Gene Ontology annotation, biological process: regulation of DNA-templated transcription. Gene Ontology annotation, molecular function: RNA polymerase II cis-regulatory region sequence-specific DNA binding; DNA-binding transcription factor activity, RNA polymerase II-specific. The record is from RefSeq and is a predicted model, not a curated record. NCBI's taxonomy places the organism in Eukaryota, Metazoa, Chordata, Mammalia, Dasyuromorphia, Dasyuridae. Bases 2597 to 5500 code for a protein of 967 amino acids.